AUGAUCAGAGAUUACACUAUUAGAAACUUUAAGCUAAAUCUCAACACAGGCAUCACCCAAAAAAUCCACCUCCCUUCAAAUUUCUCCGGUAUCGAUAUUGAUACGGUCAGGUUAAGAUGCGGGAGCUUGAGAAGAUACGGUGCAAGAAUUGGAGAGUUUCAUAUCGGCUCAGGCGUGACGGUGGAGCCAUGUCAGGAGAGAGUCAUGCUGGUUAGACAAAACCUUGGUUCGAAUUGGUCUUCAAUCUACUCUACCGGUUACAACUUAACCGGUUACAGUUACCAGCUCGUGUCACCGGUUCUCGGUUUGUUAGCUUACAACGCUAACCCUGACGGUGUGGCCACGAACCCUUACGAGGUUAACGUUUUGUGUACCGAUCAAAAACCAAUCUUGAUCGAUUUCUUGAGUAGCAAGACAAGUGGCAACACUAAACUUAAUACGACGACGAAGACAAACUCAUCAGUCUUGUGUGCGUGUUUUGCAAGCAACGGUAAUACAACGUUUAGUGAUCAAGUUUCGCCUUAUGUAUGCAAAGGGACAAGACAAGGGCAUUACGCUCUCGUGAUGAAGAUGGAAGCUCCAAGAAAAGAUGUCGGUGGUGGUGGAGUGGUAACGUCAUCGACUGAGGUGAAUGUUGGCGGUGGAGGAGGAGGAAAGUUGAGCCGGUGGAAAGUGGCGGUGGGGAGUGUGAUUGGGUCGGGGAUUGGAGCUAUUCUGUUGGGGAUGUUGGUGGUGGCGAUGUUGGUGAAGGUGAAGAAGAAAGCGGAGAGAGAAGAAAUGGAGAGAAGAGCUUAUGAAGAAGAAGCUCUUCAGGUUUCAAUGGUGGGUCAUGUUAGGGCUCCUACUGCUUCUGGUACUAGAACUCUUCCUAUAAUGCCUGAUGAUAGGUAUAAAAACAGUCAUUUGAAUCAUUAUCCAUAA
Microthlaspi erraticum is the source of this 921-nucleotide messenger RNA. The record is from the annotation of a GenBank genome assembly. NCBI's taxonomy places the organism in Eukaryota, Viridiplantae, Streptophyta, Magnoliopsida, Brassicales, Brassicaceae.